This is a messenger RNA of Salmo salar (Atlantic salmon), 2018 nucleotides long. The record is from RefSeq and is a predicted model, not a curated record. Lineage: Eukaryota; Metazoa; Chordata; Actinopteri; Salmoniformes; Salmonidae.
CAAUGAAAAUGCUUAUUGGAUUUUGGAUACAUGUCCACAGCUGCUACGACACAGCACAGCACAGCAGCUGCAAGAGGCAGCAGCUCAACCUUUUUUCCUGACUUGACUUUUGGCUGGUUUGGGUCAGAAUGGCUAACUACUGGUCUGUUCAGGUUUUCUGUGGGCUUUUGUCUACCAUGCUCUUGGCCAUGGGGGCACUGGAUGGUGGGAUGGAAUGUACAGACAAGGACAGAUUACUGACAGAGAUAUCCAAAGAUCUGGACCCACCGUCGGAGUGUGUGCUAGGCUGCACUGGACUGACUUACAGAGCUAUGCUGGAGACCCAAAAUAUACAGACUGUACGCUUCAAAGACUCUACAGCAGGUGAGCAUGGAGAAUACUGCUGGUCCAUGAGAACGAAGUGUAGCCCUGGAGAGAGCCUGAUUCAUGCCUACAUCGUGUUACCUGUGGAUGUGUCACUGGUUAACGAGGAUACCCUUGGAUUGAAAGCUACUCUCCCCCACCAUAACAACAUACUAACGCCUCACAACGGUCCCACGCCACUCUCCAAACUCUGUGGCCUCCGCUUUGACAUCACAGACCAGUUCACCAUGACAAAGAGAUCGCCAAUGUUCUGCGUGCAGGUUGUCCCACAGCAGAGCACCUUGGAAAACAAAAUGCCUAUUAGAUGCCCACCUUUCCUGGUGACGAUGUGGCAGAGGCUGAAUAAGUAACCUACAAAGCAACGGAGGGGGAUGAAAUGGACUUGUUAAACCGACGACCAUCCAAAAUGUUUAAUGGCAUCAAGAUUAUUUUGUCCGAAUUGUUAGGUAACCCUUCUCCUAUUGUAAAUGCAUCUGGAUCUGAUAGUCUUGCUUAUUUCACAGCUAUCUAUCUCGUCAGCAUCAUAUUGUAUAUAACACAGUGUUUCCUUCAUAUUUUGAUUUAGCAGCGGUGCCCCGCCACUCCCCCCCCCCCAAAAAAAUAUAGAGUGACAAGUUACGACGUAUAUUUGGUCUUUAGAUUCCUGCUACCAUUGUCACUGCUGCUGAAAGAAAUCUUUAGGGGGGCGACACUGUAACAGUCACAGUAGCUUAUAUCAUGUUUAUGGAAAAGAAAAAAGGAUGUCCGAUUCAAAUGGAAAGUCAGUUAAAACAACGGAUUGUCCGAUGAAAUACCCAGAACUUUUUGACACAAGACUGUUGACUAAAUGGAGUACAAUUAACGAUGACUUGAAAUGGACUCAGUUUGGCAGCGAAUCUUUAACUCUGAGAUGUUAAGGAUGACGUUGAGAAGGAAUGAGCAGAACCCGAGGUAAAUGUAUGGAAGGUGAAAAUUAACCGUUGUAUUUGAUAGAUAGAUAGAUAGAUAGAUAGAUAGAUAGAUAGAUAGAUAGAUAGAUAGAUAGAUAGAUAGAUAGAUAGAUAGAUAGAUAGAUAGAUAGAUAGAUAGAUAGAUAGAUAGAUAGAUAGAUAGAUAGAUAGAUAGAUAGAUAGAUAGAUAGAUAGAUAGAUAGAUAGAUAGAUAGAUAGAUAGAUAGAUAGAUAGAUAGAUAGAUAGAUAGAUAGAUCAUUGUUAAUAUACUGUAUGGAUGUGUGCUUUUGGGUCAAUAGUUGAUUCUAGAUUGAGAUGACAUUUCAAAUAAUAAUAAGGCCUUUGUGUUAAUUUGUGCUCUAUUGUGUGGAGCAAACAUUUGAUGGUACAUAUGUAUAUAGAAUGUAUAAGCUUCUUAUAUGAAAUAUACAUAGUUACUAAUUUAAGUGUGUGAACACCAGAAACUGUCCUAAAGCACAUUUAUUUUACUUAACUUUUAUUAUAUUUACUUUAACUUUUAUUUUAUUUACUUUAAUUUGCUAUAACACCACACUAAUUGGUUUGAUGUAAACUGUGAGCUUUACUAGAAUGCUUUUCCAACCAUGUCAAGUAUCCACAACAUUAAAACAACUUCACGUGAUUGUGUAUGUCUGUGAGCUUGCACAAAAAGAAGGCCAUAGUUUGAUCUUACCAUAACAAAUCAUUAAAAAUUGAGAGAAUAGGAA